CCCCGGACGGUAAUGUGGAACGGACCGGCUGGAUUUAUGGAGUUUCGAGGAACAGUAUUGUUGUGAUAGUUCCCCUUCCGAGGCUUUUCGAACAAAAAUGGGUAACUUUACAGUAUUUGUGAGGACAUCUCUGGUGGUCCUGGUCCUCGGGGUGUGUUCUGUGAGCUGUGAUAUCACGGACGGAAACGCAGAGCAUCUGAAGAGGGAACAUUCUCUGACGAAACCUUACCAAGGUGUCGGCAGUGGUCACAGCAGUCAGUGGGACUUCUGGGGAAGCACGUUGGUGACCAGCUCAUACGUCCGACUCACUCCAGAUGAGAGGAGCAAGCAGGGAUCCAUCUGGAACACUGUGCCGUGUCACCUGAAGGACUGGGAGAUGCACGUGCAGUUUAAAAUUCACGGGUCAGGAAAGAAGAACCUCCACGGGGACGGCAUCGCUCUCUGGUACACGAAAGACAGACUGCAUCCAGGCCCUGUGUUUGGAAACCAAGAUCAGUUUCUUGGCCUGGCUUUGUUUGUGGAUACCUUCCGCAAUGACCUCCAUGGGAUGGAUCGCUCCUUCCCUUUCAUCUCAGCCAUGGUGAACAACGGCACCGUGAACUACGACCACGGCAAAGACGGCCGGUCGUCAGAGCUGGGAGGAUGCUCUGUUGAGAUCAGGAACAGAGACCACGACACGUACCUCGCCAUCCGCUACUCUAAAGGGAGACUCACCGUGAUGGUGGAUGUGGACGACAAGAAUGAGUGGAGGGAGUGCAUCGACAUCGGAGGUGUUCGUCUCCCCACAGGAUAUUUCUUCGGUGCCUCUGCAGCGACAGGAGAUCUGUCCGACAACCAUGACAUCAUCUCUAUGAAGCUCUACCAGCUGAUGGUGGAACACACUCCUGAGGAGGAGAACCUGGACUGGACCAAGAUCGAGCCCAGUGUCAGCCUCCUCAAGUCUCCUAAAGACAACAUCGACGACCCCACCGGAAACUUCCGAGGCACGCCCCUCACCGGCUGGAAGGUCUUCCUGCUCCUGCUGUGCGCCCUGCUGGGCAUCGUGGUGUGCGCUGUGGUGGGAGCUGUCGUCUUCCAGAAGAGACAGGAGAGGAACAAGAGGUUUUACUGAGGAGGAGGAGGAGGAGGAGGAGGUGUUGGCGUCUGAAUGAACUGUUUCCUGAUGACAGAUUGAGCACAUUCAAUGUGAAGUUUUCCUAAAGAUUGUACAAAUGUUUAUAUCUUUGAAGCACUGCGUCGGGGGAAAGGAUGGGCGGUGAGGACUGGAGGUUUGUCGUUGUGAGUGACUCUAAUCCGUGCUGUUUUUGUUUUUCAUGCGUCCAUGUGUGUUCAUUAACGGCGGGGUUACAGUAGACCUGCUCUCCUUCACAGAGAUCGUGAUUCCACCUGGUUAUUGGUCAAACAGGUGUCUCUCUGGCCCUUUCUUUGUGUUCUCUGCUGCAGACUCGACGCUACAAAGCGGUGCGUUCGGCACCCGAUGGUCAUUUUAUUUUUGUCUUCCAGACUUUUUUUCUUUCCCCCUUUUAUUUAUUGGAAGAAGAAAUCAGCACAAAUGAAAUAAUAUCACUUAAAGAAAUAAACCCUGGGGAGGUAAAGAUGGCAAACAAGAACAGAACAGUCUGUAUUCAGAUGAAGCACCACAGAAGAAGAAGAAGUGCUUCUUGAUUCGUUGAUUUCACUUUUGCCUUCACUCCUUUUUAAGAACAUUUGAUUUUUUGUUCCUUUUAUUCAUCCAAAUAUUAAGAAAACAUUCAAGUAGGAACGUUUUUAAAAUGAUGUAACAAUUAAAGUUAAGUUACAAGACUUUCUCCACGUGUUUAGGAUAAUAACACAGGAUGCAGUGAAAGGAGGAUAAAUUAAAAAAGGAUUGUUUUUCUUUUGUUUGUUUUGCUUUUACUUGAAUUUACCUCUAAAUCUUUUCCACUCUUUGAUUACGUGAUGGAAGAACUCAAGUGGGUGGAUCCGAAAAAUUCAACAACCUCAAUCCUCAAGGCUGAAAAUUUUCUUUUUUGUAUGUUUUUUGUUUUUUGUUUUCUCCCCCUGCUGCAUUGUGGGGUUUUAUCCAGAAUAUGCCUUAGUUAUUGAGUGUUUGUUUCAUGUUCAAUAAAACCUCUGUGAGAUUCUUCAGUGAGGUGAGACUCACCGACUGAUACUAAAGUGAAGCUUUUUCAAACGUACAGACGAGGAGAUGCUUAACAUUUAAGUCCAUGUGUAACAGGUGUUUUCAAAGACUAAUUAACGCUCAGAAACUUGUCCUUUAAUUUCUUUGAAUGUCAUAUUUUUCUAAUUUCGGUUUCUUCCAGCUCUUCUCCCUCAACAAGUCUCCCUGUUUCUGUUGAACUUUUACUCUGGGUCUGCAUUUUGUGUUCACUCGUCCCUGCUCUCCUGAAGCGGUUCUGUAUUUGUGAUGAGACUUGACUACAACUUGAAACUGAAAUAAAGUGAAUAAUUCAAAACAA
This is a messenger RNA of Notolabrus celidotus (New Zealand spotty), 2459 nucleotides long. It is a transcript of the gene lman2, whose product is annotated as lectin, mannose-binding 2. NCBI's taxonomy places the organism in Eukaryota, Metazoa, Chordata, Actinopteri, Labriformes, Labridae. The record is from RefSeq and is a predicted model, not a curated record. Gene Ontology annotation, cellular component: endoplasmic reticulum membrane; Golgi membrane; COPII-coated ER to Golgi transport vesicle. Gene Ontology annotation, molecular function: D-mannose binding. Gene Ontology annotation, biological process: endoplasmic reticulum organization; endoplasmic reticulum to Golgi vesicle-mediated transport; Golgi organization. The coding region runs from base 98 to 1111 and encodes 337 amino acids. The transcript has 8 exons.